This is a messenger RNA of Darwinula stevensoni, 855 nucleotides long. The record is from the annotation of a GenBank genome assembly. NCBI's taxonomy places the organism in Eukaryota, Metazoa, Arthropoda, Ostracoda, Podocopida, Darwinulidae.
AUGGAGCCAGUGGAAUGUAGGCUGACACGAAUGGGAAUGGAGUACGCAGGGUUGAAGAACGUGGAUGCGGAUGGGAGAAAGUGUCAACGCUGGUUGAGCCAGACCCCCCACAAACAUUCCAUGCUCCUUCAUCUGUUGGAAUUCCCCGAUUCUGGUUUGGAUAGCCACCACAACUAUUGCCGGAAUCCAGACGAGAGAGACAUGAGUGGUCCGUGGUGUUACCCCGAAGGGAGCAAUGAGAAGAACGCAAAGGGAGAGGAAUAUGUGGGGACAAUGAGGAAGACAGAGACCGGAAAAGAAUGCCAUUGGUGGGAUUCUAAACCCUAUGGAAAGACUGACGACUUCGAUCCUUCCAGAAGCUACGAGGAUCACUUCCCAGACAAUCAUGAUAAAACAACUACAGCAGCAGAAAACUUUUGCAGGAAUCCAACUUCAAAGGAGAGACCCUGGUGCUUCGUUGCCGAUGCAGACAAAAAAUGGGAAUAUUGCAACAUCUCAAUCUGCCCAGACUAUCCCAAUCGGCCAGAGUAUCCGGAAUGCCUGAAGACGGAGAAAGGGAAGGAGUACAUGGGAAUCAAGAAUAAGACAAAGACGGGAAAGGACUGCCUUCGAUGGGAUUCCAAACCAUAUGGGAAACCUGAUGAUUUCGAAUCCAUGAUGUUCUAUGGUGAACAUUUUCUCAACGAAGACCCAGGAUCUCAUGAGAACUAUUGCAGGAAUCCCGCCCUGAGGGAAAGGCCUUGGUGUUUCGUAUUGGACUUGGAUAUACAGUGGGAAUACUGUGACAUUCCCAUGUGUGAUGACCGAGGUAAGGUUCGGAUGACCCUCCUUGCCUAUCGGAUCGCUUCUCCAUAG